AUGCUGUCAACGAAUGAGGACGCAGAUAUUAAUUCUUCAUCAAAUACAUUCUCUGCAGAGGUAAAGGGUUUUUAUGACGAGGCGGAGGAGUCCCAGGGAUAUGAUAAUCCUGAUGAUCCGGAGAUUACGAACCCACGAUCCCUCAGUUUUGACGAAGCUGCGCGAUGCCUAAGCCUUCUGGGGAAGAACGAUUCUGGUCUCAGAUAUUCUUUCCUGAUGCUGACCGCCUCGGAUAAGCUUUUAACAGAUAUCAGCAUCAUUCCAACGUUCAGAAACUUAUUAUUCGUUGAUGUAAGUGGAAACCUUCUGACGCUUUCUGAGAUACAAAUUCUAACAGCAAUGACGUAUCUUCUUAUGAUAAAAGCGGAUCGAAAUCGGAUCGAAAGCGCCAAUUUUCAAUCAAACAUGCUCUACCUACAAGUGCUAUCUUUGAACCGUAACAAGAUUAGAGAAACAAAGGGGAUUUCCCACCGUCUUUUAGAGUGUUUGGAAUUGAGCAACAACUCCAUAAAAGCAGUCGAUCUCAAUCCCUACGAGUUGGAAAAUUUGAAAGUUUUAGAAAUUCGAGGGAAUAUUUUAACGACUAUGAACGGAUUGUUAUUUCGAAAUCUAAGAGCGCUCUACAUAGCGGAGAAUCGUAUCGAAAGGAUCGAAGGACUGGAGACGCUUCUGAAUUUAGAGACUCUUCACGCCCGAGGAAAUUUCAUAUCCAGUUUUGAUGCCCUCUACAAAACUUCGAAUAUUUGUCCGAAAUUGAGUUAUCUGAAUUUAAGGGAAAACAAAAUAUCGAGGAUCUCAGAAUUCCGCAAGUUACAACAGUUGAAGAAACUUGAAAUUCUCGUGACGUCGCAAAAUCCGUUUGAAAAAAAUUAUGCAGUCGAUAACUCUUACAGAAUUAAUUUGCUAGCAAUUUUUCCGGGUCUGAAAAGAAUCAACAAAGAUCCAGUUCUUGCAGAAGAACUAGUCGAGGCCGAUAGGAUUAAAAAACAAAAAUUCCCCGAUGAAAAUAUCUCCGACGCCGACGAGGUCAUCGAACAACCUGAGCCAAAUGCAACCCCCUAAUUUUGCGAAAUAUUAUUGAUUAUUAAUCAUUUUAAAAUCAUUUAAAACGAAAAUGAAGAGCUGAAUAGUACAACUCAGCUCUCCCAGCGCGAAAUUUUAUUCACGGGAUUAUUGAAUAUUUGAAAUUGAGUAAUCGAUUUGGUCAAGA
Athalia rosae (coleseed sawfly) is the source of this 1210-nucleotide messenger RNA. Its product is annotated as leucine-rich repeat-containing protein 23-like. Gene Ontology annotation, molecular function: protein binding. The transcript has a single exon. The coding region runs from base 1 to 1062 and encodes 353 amino acids. NCBI's taxonomy places the organism in Eukaryota, Metazoa, Arthropoda, Insecta, Hymenoptera, Athaliidae. The record is from RefSeq and is a predicted model, not a curated record.